CGCGGACGGGAGCGGAACCGGAACCGUGCGCUGCUCUGGCAGCCCGCCCCGCGGAUGGGCGGGAGCGUCGGCGGGAGCAUCUGCCGGGGCCUGGGGGCGGUGGAGGCGGAAGACGAGGCCGAGCGGCGUUGAGCGACCCGGUGCGGGGGAGGCACCCAGGGCUGGAGCGGCCGCCCUUUCCCCCGCCGGGCAAAAUGCCCCGCCGGAAGCAGCGUAACCCACAACCAGUCAAAGUGGAUACCGUCGGAGUUCCCGCUGAACUCCCGGGAGACAACCUGGCGCCGCAAGGGAACUUCCUCCUGGAGCACGAACUGGAGGAGAGUGGCGACCAGAUCCUGGCUUUCGAGAAGGACUCAGAAGACUCCCUUGGGGGGACUCCUGGGCUGCCGGCCUACCCACUGAGCGAGGAGGAGUUCGCACCUCUGUGUCAGACCCAGGAGGACAGAGAGACUGGUGGCCCAGGCCUGGCCUGUCACCACUGUGGCCUGCCUGCUCCCGGCUCCACCCCCUGCCGUCCUUGCCCCGAGGGGGACGAGGAAGGCUCCCUUAAGGGGCGUGUGGUCUUCUCCUGCCAGCUGUGCUCCUUCAGUUCACACUACUCCAGCCACCUCAAACGCCACAUGAAGACUCACAACGGUGAAAAGCCUUACCGCUGCCCGCACUGCUCCUACGCCUCAGCCCAGCUGGUCAACCUGACACGUCACCUGCGCACCCACACGGGCGAGAAGCCAUACCGCUGCCCCACUUGCCCCUUUGCUUGCAGCAGCCUUGGCAACCUCAAGAGGCACCAGCGAGUCCACGCCCAGGAACAGCCAGCGCGCAGCAGCCCCUGCAACUGCCGCUGCAUCCAUGGCAACUCUGUCCAGCACAAUAGCCAGCAGCCGCAAGGGGAAUCAGAGCCAGAGUUGGAGGGACCACCUGCAGCUGACCAGGAGACAGAACCACUGCUGCCUGGCUCCCCUUUUCUGCGAGCUGAGGACUCUGCCACUGUUCUUCCCGAGCUGCUAUUCCCGUUCACCUGCAGGGCCUGUGGACUGGUUCUGGAGGCUGAUGAGGGGUUGGGUGAGCCUGUGUGUGGGCGCUGCAGCCUGACAGUGCUGGGGACUGAGCCCGCAUCUCCUAAAGGCUUCUCGUGCCAGCUGUGUUCCUUUGUCACAACCUAUCCCAACCACCUGGCACGGCACAUGAAGACACACAGCGGUGAAAAACCUUUUGCCUGUGCCCUCUGCCCAUAUGCCUCAGCACACCUGGACAACCUCAAACGGCAUCAGCGGGUGCACACUGGUGAGAAACCGUACAAGUGCCCGCUGUGCCCCUAUGCCUGUGGCAAUCUUGCCAACCUCAAGCGCCAUGGCCGUAUCCACUCGGGGGACAAGCCCUUCCGCUGCCGCCUCUGUUCCUACUCCUGCAAUCAGAGCAUGAAUCUCAAGCGUCACAUGCUGAGACACACCGGUGAGAAGCCCUUCCAGUGCCGCAUCUGCCCCUACACCACUGGCCACUGGGACAACUACAAGCGCCAUCAAAAGGUGCAUGGGCAGGUCCUGCCGGAUGAAGGGGAACCUGGCCCUGACAACAGUAUGCCUUAAAGCAGGGCGAACAUUUUUUGGACACUGAAGAGGUGGUCCUGAACACUUCUGCACUCUUGGCAGACAGAAUGGUAUCCAUCAGUCUUCACUGCCUGUGGGGGUAGACUUGAGGCACUGACUUGUUAGCAAGCUUCUGGGGCCGGAUGGAAGCUGUGCAUACCUCGGGGGGGAGGGGGUGUUACUUUAUAAGCUCUGAACUAUGUCCUAAGCAAUUUUGAGGGCUGGAGAAAGCAAAUCUUAACUUUCUGCUCCAUCUCAUAUCAGUGUGACAGAUUCGGCCUGCUGCUGGGGCGGGGGGAGGGGUGGGCAGCUGAAGCCAGGGGAGGGGGAAGUUCUUGGUGCUUUUCUGUCUUUUGUGCCUACCACACCUCCCCCUCCCUUUAACUGUGGUUGCUGCUUGAGUCUGUGUAAUUUAUAUGGUGUAUUAACGCAUUAAAUGGUUUUCUUAUCUUG
Heteronotia binoei (common prickly gecko) is the source of this 2039-nucleotide messenger RNA. RefSeq names its product zinc finger protein 513 (gene ZNF513). Gene Ontology annotation, biological process: regulation of transcription by RNA polymerase II. The transcript has 4 exons. Bases 195 to 1586 code for a protein of 463 amino acids. Lineage: Eukaryota; Metazoa; Chordata; Lepidosauria; Squamata; Gekkonidae. Gene Ontology annotation, molecular function: DNA-binding transcription factor activity; RNA polymerase II cis-regulatory region sequence-specific DNA binding. The record is from RefSeq and is a predicted model, not a curated record.